Ylistrum balloti is the source of this 1857-nucleotide messenger RNA. Its product is annotated as mitochondrial chaperone BCS1-like. Gene Ontology annotation, cellular component: mitochondrial inner membrane. The coding region runs from base 96 to 1358 and encodes 420 amino acids. Gene Ontology annotation, biological process: protein insertion into mitochondrial inner membrane from matrix; mitochondrial respiratory chain complex III assembly. Gene Ontology annotation, molecular function: ATP binding; ATP hydrolysis activity. The record is from RefSeq and is a predicted model, not a curated record. Lineage: Eukaryota; Metazoa; Mollusca; Bivalvia; Pectinida; Pectinidae. The transcript is spliced from 5 exons.
UUCAAUAUGGCUGCGCCCAUUGCAAGCAUGACACCGCACGGAUUUACAGUACACAUGUAAAUGAAUGACUGAGCUGUGUAAUACCAACAUUAAAUAUGGGUGUGAUAGAAAUGGCCACAUCCCUGACAGACAAUCCCUACUUCGGUGCUGGAGCAGGGUUGUUUGGACUAGGGUUUGCCACAGCUGUGUUGAGGAAGGGAUCCCAGAUAGGAAUGAUUAUGUUUAGGAGACACUGCAUGAUGAGUAUGGAAGUGCCAAGUAAGGACAAGAGUUAUGAUUGGUUACUGAACUGGAUUACCUUACGAAGCACUCGAACUCAGCACCUCAGCGUAGAAACCACGUUUACUCAGUCUGAGACGGGUCGAAUCAGCACACAUUUUGACUUUGUGCCUAGUCCAGGUGCUCACUUCAUUGUCCACAAAUCAACGUGGAUCCGUGUGGAACGAACUCGAGAAAAGCAAAUGCUUGACAUGCAUAGAGGUGUUCCCUGGGAAUCUGUAACACUGACUGCAUUUGGCCGAGACAGAAGUUUAUUUUUCAAUAUUCUUGAGGAAGCUAAAGUCCUUGCCCUUGAACAAACAGAGGGGAGAACAGUCAUGUAUACAGCUAUGGGUGCUGAAUGGCGUCCGUUUGGCUACCCCAGAAAGAAGCGCCCUCUUGGGUCAGUUGUUUUAGAUAAAAGUGUUUCUGAAAAGAUAUUGACAGAUAUAAGAGAAUUUACCAAUAAUCCUAAAUGGUACAUGGACCGAGGCAUUCCUUACAGACGAGGAUAUCUCCUGUAUGGACCUCCUGGAUGUGGCAAAAGUAGCUACAUAACAGCACUGGCAGGAGAGCUGGACUUCAGUAUAUGUGUGAUGAACCUGAGUGAGCGAGGCAUGUCAGAUGACCGUCUGAAUCAUCUACUGACCACAGCCCCAGAACAAAGCAUUGUCCUCCUAGAGGAUGUAGAUGCUGCCUUCCUAAACAGGGACUUAGCUCAGGAAAAUCCAGUGAUGUACCAGGGUAUGGGCAGACUCACACUCAGUGGACUCCUCAAUGCUAUUGACGGUGUAGCAUCAGCAGAGGCACGGAUCAUCUUCAUGACCACAAACUAUAUUGACAGACUGGAUCCAGCCUUAAUCCGUCCAGGAAGAGUGGAUAUCAAAGAACUCAUUGAUUACAGCACACCCUAUCAAAUGCAGCAGAUGUUUCUCAGAUUUUUUCCUGAUCAGUCUCAAGAAAUGGCAGAAUUGUUUUCACAAACUGUGGAAAGUCACGGAAAGAAAUGUAGUCCUGCUCAGCUACAGGGCUUAUUUCUGCAGACAAAGGACAACCCAGUAAAUGCUCUAGAAAACACACAACUCAUAUGGUCUUCUUGAUUCUAAGAUUUUAUUAGAAGAGUGAUUUGCAAAGGAAACUACAAACAAAUAUUGUCUUCUUGAUUUAUUUUGUUAUUUAAAAUGAUUUGAUAUAUCAAAAUUGAAGUUUGAUGUUAUUUUAUUAUCCAAUACUGAAUUGGAAUAUCCUAGAAUAUGUAGCAGUACAUCAUUUUAGCAUUAUUAAUUACCUGGGUGUGAGGAGGAAAAGCAGAUAUGGUGAUACCGCUAUAUUUUGGUGACAGCUUGAAAGACCAGCUUAAACAUCCUAUUCCAGUCUCUCCAAAUCUUCUGUGGUUGAUGGUGUUGUCACCUACCUGUUUGAAGUGUGUAAAUAUUUGUAUAUUUCAUAUAAGUAUGUCUUAUGUGUAUUGAUUGUACUAUUUGAAUUCCGCACCUAUUCUCGUGCGAAACUUUUUAAAAGUUAUCGUGCAUGGGCAAAGGAUGACGGGUAAGGUAUUCAUAAGCAUAUUAUGAGCUGACAGUGGAACUUCAUGUAUGG